CCGCACUUGCGCCGGCAAUAGAAGCAAACAAUUUCACCAGACGUAUUACUCAUCUUUCCCUUAUCCUAAUGGAGAGGAGCUUUGAUCAGACAGCCAUGGCGCGCGGUCGAUUGGCCGUCCUCUCCUCCCAUCUCAUUGGGGCCGCGGCCGCCGACGGCUUCUCGGCGGUGCGGCGGGGAGGGCUCGCCUUCUCAUCUCCCGUUUCUGCGAAGGAGAUCGCUGGGCAGCCGGGGAAUCUCGCUGGUAAGCUAAUAGUGACCGAUUCGAGGACGGGGAAGCGGUAUGACCUAGAGAUUUCGGAGGAAGGAGCUGUUAAAGCGGUUGAUUUUAAAAAGAUAACAACUGGAAAAGAUGACAAGGGAGUUAAAAUCUAUGAUCCCGGAUAUCUUAAUACUGCUCCAGUGCGCUCAUCUGUCAGCUAUAUUGAUGGAGAUGAGGGCAUUCUUCGAUACAGAGGCUACCCCAUUGAGGAAUUAGCUGAGAAUAGCACAUUCCUUGAAGUAGCCUUUCUCUUAAUGUAUGGAAAUUUGCCUUCUAAAAGCCAGUUGGCGGACUGGGAGUUCACUAUUUCUCAGCACUCUGCUGUUCCUCAGGGUCUUUUGGAUAUUAUACAAACAAUGCCUCAUGAUGCACACCCAAUGGGUCUUCUUGUUAGUGCAAUGAGUACUCUCUCAGUGUUUCAUCCAGAUGCUAAUCCUGCCCUAAGGGGCCAAGAUCUUUAUACUUCAAAAGCAGUGAGGGACAAGCAGAUAGCAAGAAUACUUGGAAAGGUACCAACAAUUGCUGCAGCAGCCUACCUGAGAUUGGCCGGAAGGCCUCCGGUGCUCCCUUCCAGUAAUUUAUCAUAUUCGGAGAACUUCUUGUAUAUGCUGGAUUCUUUGGGUAACAGGUCUUAUAAACCUAACCCUAAGCUUGCUAAGGCCCUUGACAUUCUUUUUAUCCUCCAUGCAGAGCAUGAAAUGAACUGCUCUACGGCUGCUGCAAGGCAUCUUGCGUCAAGCGGUGUCGAUGUAUAUACUGCUCUAGCUGGAGCUGUAGGAGCUUUAUAUGGCCCUCUUCAUGGUGGAGCAAAUGAGGCCGUCCUUAAGAUGCUUAAUGAGAUUGGAACAGUUGAAAAUAUUCCAGAUUUCAUUGAUGGUGUGAAAAACAGGAGGAGAAAAAUGUCAGGGUUUGGGCAUCGAGUGUACAAAAACUAUGAUCCCCGUGCUAAGGUUAUCCGCACGUUGGCAGAGGAGGUCUUCUCAAUUGUUGGCCGUGACCCCCUUAUUGAGGUUGCUGUUGCAUUGGAAAAAGCUGCUUUAUCUGAUGAUUACUUUGUCAAGAGAAAGCUCUACCCAAACGUCGACUUUUAUUCUGGCUUGAUUUAUCGUGCUAUGGGAUUUCCGACGGAGUUCUUCCCUGUUUUAUUUGCUAUUCCACGAAUGGCUGGAUACUUGGCACACUGGAGAGAAUCACUUGAUGAUCCUGACACAAAGAUUAUGAGGCCGCAGCAGGUUUAUACUGGAGUAUGGCUUCGACAUUACCAGCCUGUGGAGGAAAGAGGCUUUUCUUCACCUGAAUCUGAAGAACACUGGCAGGUAUCCGUUUCAAAUGCCACAAGGAGGCGCCUUGCUGGUUUUGGUGUGUAGUUCCACAGCUUGACAUUAUGAAUAUUUAAAAUAAUGAAUAUUUUGCACCUAUAU
Messenger RNA from Phalaenopsis equestris, 1682 nucleotides. RefSeq names its product citrate synthase 3, peroxisomal-like. Gene Ontology annotation, cellular component: mitochondrial matrix. Gene Ontology annotation, biological process: carbohydrate metabolic process; tricarboxylic acid cycle. The record is from RefSeq and is a predicted model, not a curated record. Lineage: Eukaryota; Viridiplantae; Streptophyta; Magnoliopsida; Asparagales; Orchidaceae.